GCGGCGAAAGGAAGGAGGGAGAAGCCAAGGAAAGAGGUUCCCUUCAAGAAGGGGCGUGUGGAAAGAGGAGAUUGUGUUUUUUAACAACUUCAGGGAGAAAGCGAAGGAGAAAGAGGAGGAAAGGGAGCAAAAGUUUGUUUUCUCACAGAGACGGCACGAGGCGGAACAAAAGUUAGAAAAAGUGAGGGGGGUGCAGUGGGGCAGAGUUGGGGGCGAGGUUUUUAAAAAGUGUAUUUCAGAGAGAGGCUCCGGGUGGCCGGAGCUCCUUGGUCGCGCGGCUCGGAGGCUUGCCCGCCCUCCGGGGGCAUGGACAGCCCCAGCGCCCCGGCCGCUGCCCCCGCCGCUACCUCCGGCGCCUUCAGCAUGGAUAAGGCGUUCGGGCCGCAGCAGCCCCUGGGCGGCCGCCUCCUGGAGCCGGGGGACUGCGCCCAGGCCAGGAAGAACUUCAGCGUCAGCCACCUCCUAGACCUGGAGGAGGUAGCGGCCGCGGGCAGAAACGGAGGUCGCGAGCCCCGGGCCGAGCCCCGGGACGGCAGCCGGGGGCUGCAGGAGCCGUCCGGGGGGAGCAGCGGCAGCGAGGCGGCGCCCCAGGACAGUGAAUGCCUCAGCCCCAGCAGGGGGGCCGCCAAGAGGAAGAAGAAACAGCGCAGAAACCGAACCACCUUCAACAGCAGCCAGCUGCAAGCCCUGGAGAGGGUGUUCGAGAGGACGCACUAUCCCGACGCCUUUGUCCGAGAGGAGCUGGCCCGCAGGGUCAACCUGAGCGAGGCUCGCGUCCAGGUAUGGUUCCAGAACCGGCGGGCAAAGUUCCGACGGAAUGAGAGAGCAAUGCUGGCCAACAGGUCCGCCUCACUCCUCAAGUCUUAUAGCCAGGAAGCCGCCAUCGAGCAGCCGAUGGCGCCUAGGCCGACGGCUCUGAGUUCAGACUAUUUGUCCUGGACGACCACCUCCCCAUACAGCUCAGCUGCUGGCAGCUCUGGGCACUCACACCCUCCUGCCAGAGAUGCACCGGCUGAUGGGGGCUCCAGAGCCAGUUGCGGGGGCAGCUCCACGCCUGUCCAGAACAUCGAGAUGGGCUUGCCGCACGGUGCCAUCCUACAGCCCCGGGGGGACAACCACUCCCACUCAGGGGGUCAACAUGGCCAACAGCAUCGCCAGCCUCCGCCUCAAAGCCAAAGAGUUCAGCCUGCAUCAGAACCAGGUGCCCACAGUAAACUGAAUGAUUCCCAGCAGCCUUCAGCCAGGACUAAGCUACCUUUUUCUUAAAAAAAAAAAAAA
Messenger RNA from Sarcophilus harrisii (Tasmanian devil), 1278 nucleotides. It is a transcript of the gene PRRX2, whose product is annotated as paired related homeobox 2. The coding region runs from base 307 to 1266 and encodes 319 amino acids. NCBI's taxonomy places the organism in Eukaryota, Metazoa, Chordata, Mammalia, Dasyuromorphia, Dasyuridae. Gene Ontology annotation, molecular function: DNA-binding transcription factor activity, RNA polymerase II-specific; DNA binding. The transcript is spliced from 5 exons. The record is from RefSeq and is a predicted model, not a curated record. Gene Ontology annotation, biological process: regulation of DNA-templated transcription.